AUGCUGUACUUACUUGGGAAUUAUGAAAGGAACAUUACUUACAGAGUUAGAAUAAUUGCUAUCUUCAAAACAUUUCACAGCUGGAGUAUUUAUACAGUAGACACCAAGGACACACAACAAAGAAAGAUAGACCAGCUCAGAACUCCAGCACUUCUCACUCUUUCCAGGAAUGCAGCAGACAACUGGAGAAGAUUCAGACAAGAAUUUGACCUCUUUCUGAAGGCAAGUGGAGCUGUUCAGGAGGAGGAUGAACAAAAGGAUCCAGGCCUGAGAAGAAGAUUACUUGAGAAUUCCGAUUUAAACUUGGAAAAGUCAAUCAGCAUUUGCCAGGCUUCCGAACUAACACAGGCCAGACUACAAGUUUUGGAGGGAAACCAAAACUAUGCAACAGUAGACUCUCUUAGACAGCCUCACAGCAAAAAGAGUCUGCAACAACACAACAGAAUGGAAGCUUCUGGUUUAAACUGUACUAGAACUUGUCAAAGUGAAUCUGCAAAAAACUAUGUGAAUGACUGUUCAAGCUGUGGAGUUGAACAGCAAUUCAGGCAAUGCCCUGCUUUUGGAAAUACUUGCCAUAUUUGCAAAAAGCAGGCUCACUUUGCAAAAGUCUGCAGACAAGCACAAACUGUGGCUAUAAAAAACAAAGUAUCAGUGUUCUGCAAGGUGGAGAAAGCAUCAGAGCUCCUUUGCACAGAGAAGACUUUAACAUUAGCACAGUGGAGACCUUUUAUGUGGUAAGUUUGCAAGACACAACAGCUUCCAGUGACUGGACAAUUUCUCUAAACACUAAUGGGACUUUUGUUACAUACAAGCUGGAUACAGGCACUCAAGUUACAGUGAUAUCUGAGAUUAAUGUGAGAGGCCUAGAGACAAAGUCAGGUCAUAUGGAAUACAGAUUCACAGAAGACUUACAGAGGGGAGUUUCUUCUCACUCUGGAUGAGAACUAGAUGCCAUGGUAAAGGGUAACAUAGUGAAGCUAUGCUUUGCAGUGGCAGACCAAGAUUUAAUGAACACUUUCAAGAUGUCUUUAUGGGCAUAGGUAAGCUCACAACACAAUAUAAAAUUGAUCUGACUAAGCCUUAUUUUUCUGUCAUUCAUGCACCCAGGAAUGUUCCUUUGGCUCUGAGAUACAAGUUAAAGCAGGAAUUGGAUUGACCGAUAGAACGACAUAUAAUAGAAAAAGUUGAGGAACCCACACAAUUGGUUAAUUCUCUAGUCAUUGUAGGAAAAAAGGAUGGAUCCCUAAGAUUAUGUCUGGAUCCUAAAUAACUUAAUAAAUUUGUUAAAAGGGAACAUUUUCUAGUACCCACAAGAGAAGAGAUUUUUGGUCAAUUGUCAGGUGCAACAUCUUUUUCUUCUUUAGAUGCAUAUGCUGGAUUCUGGCAGAUGCCCCUGGAAAAAAAGCAGCAAACAACUGUGCACUUUCAAUACACCUUUUGGAAGACAUUGCUUUACUAGAUUGCCAUUUGGGCUGUGUUCUGCCCCUGAAGUAUUUAACAGAAAAACAACAUCAGAUGUUUGAGGGACAGAAGGUACUAGAAUCUAUACAGGUGAUAUCUUAAUCUGGGACAUUCAUUAGAAGAACACAAUCUGAGAAUACAGAAGAUUUUGGAGAGGGCUUGUGAAGCUGGUUUAAAACUCAACAGGCAAAAAUGCAGGUUUCGAGUUAAAGAAAUAACCUAUCUUGGAGAGAAGUUAACUAAACAUAAUGUCCAUAUUAAUCCCAAGAGGAUUCAAGCAGUCACAGACAUGCCAGCACCCACAGACAAGGAGGGCUUACAAAAAUUUAUGGUGAAUUUUGUUGGAAAAUUUGUUCCCAAUUCAGCUGUUCAUACAAUUACUCUCAGGAACCUAUUGAAACUGGGAUGCCAAGUUUGAGAAACUUAAACGUCUACUAAAGACAUCACCAGUUCUGCAGUUUUAUGACAGCAAAAGGCACAUCAAGGUGUCAACAGAUGUUUCUCAGCAUGGCCUUAGAGCAGUGUUGAUGGUGGAAACCUGUUGGUUAUGUGUCCAGAGUCUUAAUCAAAACAGAGCAACGGUAUGCACACAUUGAAAAAUGAGGCUUGGGCAAUAGUGUUUAUUUGUUAGAAAUUUCAUGUGUUUAUGUAUGGAAGAUCAAUUGUGGAGGAAACUGACCACAAACCAUUGGUAUUGAUAGCAAAGAAGGGGUCUGCAGAUAAACUUUCCAGAUUGCAAAGACUGCUCUUUGAAUUGCUCUGCAAUUGGAGUAUAGUCCUGGCAAACUUAGUGAUUACUGACACUUUGUCCAAAGCUUACAGUGGGACUGAGACUGAAGCAGACACUGACUCUGAUGUAGUACACGUUAAUCUGCUUAAGAAGACAUUCCCAAUCUCUGACCAGAUGUGGAUAACAAUUGCACAGGCCACAUCUCAGGACAAUAUUUUGCAACAGGUCAUCUGAGUUAUUAAUUCUGACGGGUCAAAAAUGCAUCUACCAAGUCCUUAUAGUCAUUUUAUGGAGGGCCUGUAUGUGCUAGAUGGAAUUCUGUCCUAAGGUACUAGAUUUGUAGUUCCAGCACUCUAAAGGCAGAAAUGCUGAAAUGGGAACAUGAAGGACACAUGGGCAUGGAAAAAUGCAAACAACAUGCUAGAAGUGUCCUAUGUUAGCCCAACAUGAACUCCGACAUAUAAAAAUUUAUACAAAAUGAUGGGACAUGUCAAAAAUACAGAGACUAUAAACAAAAGCAGCCUAUGAUGGUGAUCUCACUGGCCAGUGAACCAUGGCCCCAGGUAGGCACUGAUCUGUUCUUUCAUACAGGACAAAACUAUCUGUUGGUUCUGGAUUAUUAUUAUCUUUUUCCUGAAAUUGCUCUGCUAUCCAACACGACUGCCAACCAUGUCAUUUCCUGUCUAAAGUCCUUAUUUGCAAGGCAUGGCAUUCCUGCUGUUGUCAUGUCAUAUAAGUCACUGCAGUUUGCCUGUUGUGACUUUACAGCAUUUGCAAAGCUGUAUGAUUUCAAGCAUAUUACUUCCAGUCCCAGAUAUUUGCAAUCUAAUAGGCUCAUGGCGAAUGAUGUCAAGAUCAUUAAAGAGCUGCUUAAGAAAGCAGAGGAUUCAAAUGCAGAUCCUCAUCUGGCUCUAUUGAAUUAUAGGGCUACUCCUUUGAAAAUGGAGUUACCUUCUGCUGAACUGUUUGGAAGAAAAUUAAGAACAAGAUUGCCUUCCUUCCUGGACAUAGAUAAUAAAACCAAAGAUGUUGUAAAUGCAUG
Messenger RNA from Hemicordylus capensis (graceful crag lizard), 3233 nucleotides. RefSeq lists its product as uncharacterized. The transcript is spliced from 3 exons. NCBI's taxonomy places the organism in Eukaryota, Metazoa, Chordata, Lepidosauria, Squamata, Cordylidae. The record is from RefSeq and is a predicted model, not a curated record. Bases 1 to 738 code for a protein of 245 amino acids.